Molecule: messenger RNA, 7080 nt
Organism: Entelurus aequoreus (snake pipefish)
Lineage: Eukaryota; Metazoa; Chordata; Actinopteri; Syngnathiformes; Syngnathidae
Product: astrotactin-2-like
Exons: 24
Coding region: 291-4397 (1368 amino acids)
Biological process (GO): neuron migration; neuron cell-cell adhesion
Molecular function (GO): protein binding
Source: RefSeq, a predicted model, not a curated record
GACUUUCUAGGACGUGUUUUAUGCCACUUCUUUUUCUGUCUCAUUUUGUCCACCACACUUUUAACGUUGUGCGUGAAUACACAAAGUGAACAUGGUUGAUUGGAGGUUCUGGGCUCUCCCCUGGAUUUCUUCCCCCGCCAAGCUCACCUGUGCUGCCGCCUCCUGGACGGCCGUGCAUCGCUGCGUGCGUGUGUGCGCACGGAGUGAGCGAGUCGACCGCGCUCGGCUCAUAAGUACACGGCCACUCUGCUCGGCGCCUUCAAAGCACGCACAGGGGAAGCGGGGUCCAAAUGGCGAGCACCGCACCUCCGCCAUCGUCACUACCGCCGCUGCUCCUCCGGCUUCUCCUCGCCGGGCUCGCUCUCACGCGAACCGCGGAGCCGCUGCGGGCCGAGCGGGGAGGGGACGAGGGGACGCCCCGUGGCGGCGAGGGCCACCACGCGGCGGAGACGCCGUGCGAGAUCAAGACCGUCACCGUCUCCACGCUGCCGGUUCUCCGGGAGAACGAGUUCAGCUUCACCGGUGUCGGAGCCGCCGGGAGCGCGGUGGGAGCAGGGGAAGUAGGAAGUAGUGUCGCCGGAGCAGGUGGCACCGCGGGAGGAGGACCAGGAGGAGGGGAGUCGCGGCUCUUGUUGUUCGUCAGGACGGAUCUACCUGGGAUGAUUUCCGUCAUGGAUGAUCUCGACAACACGGCUCUUCCUUACUUCACUCUCGAGAUGGCAGGAACGGAGGAGGGCAUUUCUCAGGUGCACUGGAAGCAGCAGUGGUUGGAGAACGGGACGCUCUACUUCCACGUGUCCGUCACCGAAUCGGAGCAAGUGGCCCAAACGACGCAAGCCUCGGCGCGGGAACCGGCCCACGUGCUGCACGAACACAUGCACCUGCUGCACAUCUCCGUUAUGGGAGGCCUCAUCGCCCUGCUCCUUCUCAUUCUCCUCUUCACCCUCGUCCUCUACACCCGCCACCGAUGGUGCAAGCGCCGGCGCAUCCCCCAGAAGAGCGCCAGCACGGAGGCCACCCACGAGAUCCACUACAUCCCCUCGGUCCUGCUCGGGCCCCAGGGGCGGGACAGCUACCGGGGCUCGCGGGGAACUCACCAGCACAGCGGCUCCGUUAUCGGCGUGCCCAUACGGGAGACGCCCAUCCUCGACGACUACGACUGCGACGACGACGACCCGGUGGGACGCUCGUUGAACUCCACCCCCAACCAGCUGCACAGCAAACUGAGCGACGGGAAGAUCCAGGAGGAUUACGGGGUCGGGAUGGGCUACGGAGGACACGCCGACAUCAAGCAGGAGGAGUUGAUGCACAAUCUGGACAAACGAGCCCUUGACCCAAACAGGGAGGCGGUGGAGGAUUUGAUGCAGAGGUUCCAGGACAGCUUCCGCAUUCCUAAAACAUCGCCGGACCUUUCCCACUACCAGCACGUCAUCCACAGCUCGUCUACCGGCCGCCGCAGGGUCCCCAGCCACACCCGAGCAACCGGUGGCGUGUUCGGUCCUCAAGGAGAAUCGGGGUCGGAGCCGGAAGACGACAGCCAAAUGAAGUUUUACACCGAGCAGCACAGAGGACGGCGGCGCAGCAAAGGCCACCCACACAGUCCGCUGAACAAGGUCACCCUGACAUUGAUCACCAUCAGCACCUGUGUCGUCGCCAUUGUCUACGCCACGCAGGAUUCCUGCCCACUCACUGUCAAGGUCACGCUCCACGUGCCCGAGCACUUUGUUGCAGAUGGAAGUAGUUUCGUGGUGGCCAUGGGCGGCUUCCUGGAUGUUUCCAACUGGUUGAACCCGGCCAAACUCAUCCUGUACUAUCAGACCAAUUCGUCCACGCAGUGGGUCCGGGAUUACUGCGGACAGAGGACCACCGACCCCUGCGAACAGAUCUGUGACCAGGACACAGGAGAAUGCAGCUGUCAUGACGGCUAUUCCCCGGAUCCUGUCCAUAAACACCUGUGUGUUCGCAGUGACUGGGGUCAGAAUGAAGGGCCUUGGCCGUACGCUAACUUGGAGAAAGGCUACGACCUAGUUACCGGAGAACAAGCCCCAGAGAGGAUCUUCAGAUCACUCUACAGUCUGGGUCAAGGCUUGUGGCUGCCGGUCAGCAAGAGCUUUGUGGUGCCGCCGGUGGAGCUGUCCAUCAACCCCAUCGCCAGCUGCAAGACCGACGUGCUGGUAAUCGAAGAUCCAGGGGAGGUCAGAGACGAAGCCAUGAUGUCUACAUAUUUCGAGACCGUCGAGGACCUGCUGGCAUCUUUCGGGCCGGUCCGGGACUGCUCCCAAGACAACGGCAACUGCAAGAAGAAUUUCAAGUGUGUGACGGACCGUCGAUUGGACUCUUCGGGCUGCUUGUGUCCUAAUGGGCUCAGGCCGAUGAAGGAUGGCUCCGGUUGCUAUGACUACUCCAGGGGCAUCGACUGCACGGACGGCUUCAACGGCGGCUGCGAGCAGCUUUGCCACCAGCAGCUCGUACCUCUCGAAGACCAGCCCGGAUCCAACAACGUGCUCAUGUACUGCGGGUGUGUGCAGGAGUACAAACUGGCAGCGGACGGGCGUUCCUGUCUUCUGCAGUCAGACAACUGCGAGGGGCCCAAAUGUCCGCGGAAGGCGGCUCACUUUAACGACACUUUGUUCGGGGAGAUGCUGCACGGGUACGACAACAAAAGCCAGCAGGUCAACCUGGGACAGAUCUUCCAGAUGACUUUCAGAGAUAACAACUUCAUUAAGGACUUCCCCCAGUUAGCUGACGGCCUCAUGGUUCUUCCUCUACCGGUGGAGGAACAAUGCAGAGGAGUGUUGUCUGAACCGCUGCCAAACCUGGACCUCCUCACAGGCAACGCUAAGUUCAAUGAGGCAGCAGGCUAUCCAAUGGUUCAACAGUGGCGAGUGCGCAGCAAUCUGUACAAAGUCAAGCUCAGUUCCAUCACGUUGGCCUCAGGUUUUGCAAAGGUUCUUAAGACGCUGUCAGGGGCGAGCACACGCGAGGAGCUGUUGGCCCUCCUCCAGCAACACGGCAGCCACUACGUGUCGGAGGCGCUGUACGGCUCCGAGAUCAACUGCACGAUCUACUUCCCCAGCAAGAAGGCCCAGCAGCAGCUGUGGCUACAGUACCAGAAAGAGGCAACAGAUCAAGGGGUUGGCGGAAUUGGCGGUGGGCGUCACGAGUUGAAGGCGGUGCCCUUCAUCAGCUACCUGACGGCGCUGCAGAAGACCCAGCUGUUGUCCAACGACGUAGUGAACGGCGUAGAGAUUCGAUGCGAGGAAAAGGGUAGCUGUCCGUCCGGAUGCCACCUGUGCCACCACCAGGUCACGGCAGCGGGGCCGGCGGCAGGCAGAGGCCGGGCCGGUAACGGCAGGGGCGGCGAGCAGCCUUCGCCCAUCCCUGUGCUGUUGGAAGUCAGCCGUGUGGUGCCCCUCUAUAACCUGGUGCAGGAUAACGUCACCAAAGAGGCCUUCAAGAGCGCCGCGAUGAGCUCAUACUGGUGUGGCGGAAAGGGCGACGUCGUUGAUAACUGGUGUCGCUGUGACCUGAGUGCCAUCACCAGAGACGGCCUGCCCAACUGCAGUCCCCUCAGGCAGCCGGUUUUACGCCUGGCCCCCUACCUGGAGCCCUCAAGCACGAUGGUAGCCCUUGAGUGGUUGGAUGUGGAGCCCCUGAUUGGGUGCAAAGUUUCUGACUACAUCAUCCAGCAUAAACGGGUGGAGGACCCCUCGGAGGCUGAGAUAUACACAGGUGAAGUGUUGAGCUUGCUGGACGAUCUCUUCUCCGGUUUGGGUUCGUCCUGCGUGGUACCCGGCAAGAGGAGUGGCGAACAUCCCCACGCUCUGCUUUAUUCUGUCGUAUUCAAGUGCCUGGAGCCUGACAGUCUCUACAAGUUCACUCUCUAUGCAGUGGAUAGCCGUGGCAGUCACUCCGAGUCCAGCUACGUCUCCGUACGUACGUCCUGCCCGAUGGUGGAUGACAGCCGAGCUGAAGAAAUAGCGGACAAAGUGUACAGCUUGUACAACGGCUACACGAGUGGCAAAGAGCAGCAGAUGGCCUACAACACCUUGAUGGAAAUCCCUCCGCCUCUGCUCUACCGAGUCCAGCACCACUACAAUUCCCUCUAUGAGAAGUUCGGAGACUUCGUCUGGCGCAGCGAGGACGAGCUGGGCCCCAGGAAAGCCAACCUGAUCCUCCGGAGGGUGGACAAGAUCAGCCACUACUGCCGCUCCCUCCUGCGUAGCACCCACAUCCAGAGCCGCACCGACACCAUGGCGUACGUCUUCUGCCGCAGCGACGAGGGUCGGCCGCCCGGUGGGGCGUGGCGCGACUCGUUGCACGAAGGACGCACCACCUGCACAGAGAAGCUCAUUUCCAUACAGCGCAACAUGUACAGCAGCACGAAACUGCGAUGAGAAGCGAGAACGGGAGACACGCUGCCAGUCGGGACUCGACAUAAGACUGCAGCAGGUGUCUCUGUGGUAAAAACGAAAAGAAAAAAAAACUGACAGAACGUGGGACUUACUUUUAUUGUGAGACUACACACGAAAACAUCGAGAAGUGUGGAAAAAAAAACAAAAAACGAGAAAGAUGUAAGAUAAUCCUCGACCAAAAGAUAAUGUUUAAAUACUUUGAAUGUAACUUUGUGGUUCUUUUUUUUAUUUGAAGCACCUAAAAGAGCAAAACAAGGUGAUUUCUAGUAAAUGAAACUGCGUCAAAACCAUGCAGAAUACCACUUGCUUGUUUUGGCAAAGAGUACUCAUUUUCCUGCAUUUCUACAGAUCUUGUCGGUUGUUUGCAUUAUUUAAAAAAGUCAAAUUAUAAAAGCUUUAAAAAAAAACAACUGAAAUCACCAAAAUAGGAUUUCUUCUAGUCUAAUUGACGCUGUUACUAAAGAUUGUGGACUUCAAGCAGCUUUCAUAAACAUUUUCUAUGCAGAAGAAAUGUCAAACAGUUCAUUUAAGUCCUCUUAUAAGUUAUCAAUGAUAAUGGUGUCCUGAUCGGUCCAAUAUCUGCUAAAAACAAGGUAUUGUAUCAGCAUAUUUUCCAGAUAAUAAGCCGUUACUUUUUUCCCCAAACGUUGAACCCUACGGCUUAUACAAAGUAGUGGUUAAACAUUAUAUUUUUCUUCGCUAACUGCGUAAUCAUGGAAUGGAUUAAGCAAAGAAAUCAAACAAUGUACUAAAAUGAUCCACUUGAACGAGUCUAUGGAUGUUCUCAUUCAUCCAGGUCAUUGUAUUCUCAGGGCAUUCAAUCGAUCGCAACUGGACUGUUUGGUUUAUCUUAGAAGACGUUUCGCCUCUCAUCAGUUCAUGCUCAUAGACUUGGAUUGGUCAGAUCUAAUCUUAGACUUAGAUCGGUCACAUUGAUGCUCCAAAACCAGGAGGGUGUGCCUGGGCAAGGAUGGUUGCACCCUAUCGUAGUGAGAAAAAUAACGGUUUUGAUGCAAACGAGCAAUCCUACUGUCGAAGCCAACGAAAUUCGUUGGACUUGUAAUUGCCCCUCGUUACCACUGAGGUAUUGUGUGGCAGAAUAAUCGCUAUGGAUCGACUACUACCAGUCUGAAUCCCAAUAGUACCGAUCCCAAUACUACCAAUAGUCUGAAUCCCCCAUGUUAGCAUUCCAUUCAGUUGUAAACAAAUGGCACAAAAGGUGACCAGAAUGGUUCUAACUCCUGUUAUUUGUUGGAGGCUAAAUUGCAGAGUCUUUUAGGAUUGGUUGAAAGGACAGUGUUUUAUAGUUUUUCAUUUUUGACGUAGAUGGCUUCCCUCCCUGCUCUUUCGUACCAUCCGUCGUCCCUGUCCAGAAUCUUUACAUUUUUGUCCUGAAAAUAGUUUUUUCUCACUACAAUAGGGCAGAAUCAUCCUUGCCCAGGCAUACCCUCCUGGUUUUGGAGUAUUAAUAUUUGGAUUUUGGGCACCAGCCGCUAGACCAGUGGUUCUUAACCUGGGUUCGAUUGAACCCUAGGGGUUUGGUGAGUCGGCCUCAGGGGUUCGGCAGAGCCUCCGUCGCGGAGGUCAAGACACACCCGACUCAUCGUGUAAAUAAAAACUUCUCCCUGUCUGCGUAUUAUGGUUACCCCCAAACAAUGUUCCCUCUAAUUGUCCAUAUGCGUGAGCAAACGCAAAAACUCCUUGAGCAUUCGGUGGAGCACAUGUGAGCGACGUCAGACGUGCAAAUGCACUGUGGUCACACCUGGAGCACACCUGUCCCAAACCUGACUAAAUAACAAGUUCAAUGUUUUAUUAUUGUAAUCAAAUGACAGCAGUCAUUUCCAUGUGAUUAUUUUCUAAUAUAAGUGUUUUGGCCCACUUACAAUGAAUAUAACAUAUUGUUUUUCAUGAGCUGUGUACUAGUAUUAUAUGUCUGGGUGGGGGUCCUACUUUGGAAAUAAUGUGUACCCCUUUCAGAUAUCGCAUUUAGUUCCCACCAAAAUAUUCACAUGUUGCACAAUGAGAUGUAAACAUUGUGUACAUUCCUGUAACUUUCCGUUUGUAAAAUAUAUCUUUAUUAGUAUUUCUUUAAUAUAAUAACAUCAUUUUAUGAUUACGGUUCGGGUUCGGUGAAUGCGCAUAUGAAACUGGUGGGGUUCGGUACCUCCAACAAGGUUAAGAACCACUGCGCUAGACUAAAUCUGACCAAUCUAAAUCUGAGACUAGAUCUGACCAAUCUAAGUCUAAGACUAGAUUUUACCAAUCUAAGUCUAAUACUAGAUUUUCAUUACCAUGAAUUGAUUAACAUGGACCCUGACUUAAACAAGUUGAAAAACGUAUUUGGGUGUUACCAUUUAGUGGUCAAUUGUACGGAAUAUGUACCGUACUGUGCAAUCUACUAAUAAAAGUCUCAAUCAAUCAAUUUGACCAAUCUAAGUCUAAGACUAGAUCUGACCAAUCUAAGUCUAAGACUACAUUUGACCAAUCUAAGUCUAAGACUAGAUUUGAACAAUCUAAGUCUAAGACUAGAUUUGACCAAUCUAAGUCUAAGACUAGAUUUGACCAAUCUAAGUCUAAGACUAGAUUUGACCAAUCUAAAUCUAAGACUAGAUCUGACCAACCUAAGUCUAAGACUAGAUUUGACCAAUCUAAGUCUAAUACUAGA